UUUCCCUCAUCUCGGAGGCAAAGAACCCGAGAGAGAGACAAAAAAGGAAAAAAUAAAAGAAAAAAAGCCUUUGCGACUCCUCCGAGGCCUUCGAAGCCGAAGCCGAGAGAGAUGGGGCUGAUUUCGGGGCUCGUCGACGCCGUUGUGGUUCUGUUCUCGGCGGUGCUGGCGGUGGCGGUGCCGCUGAUCGACGCCCAGACCGUCCUCCCGGGCUCCCUCUUCCCGGCGCCGCUGGUGCAGCUCAAGCAGUGGUAUGGCGAGGAGUACGGCGACUACCUCAUGGUCGAGAAGCCGCACUUCUUUGUCGGCCUCGUCUGGGUCGAGAUCGCCUUCCUCUGGCCACUCUCCCUUGCCAACAUCUACGGCAUCCUCGCCCGCCGCCCUUGGUCCGCCACCACCUCCCUCAUGGCCGGCGUCUCCGCCGCCACCUCCAUGGCUGCUCUGAUGGCAGAGCUGAUGCUUUCAGGCAAGGCAUCAGACAGGUUAAUUCAAAUGUAUUCUCCUCGCCCUCUUUGCAAUCCUACGGGGAUGUCUCUCUCACCCUCGCCGCACAAUUGCUACUUCCUCUCAUGCCCCUUCCGUGCGAAAGAAGAGGGCUUAAUGAACAAAUUGGGGCUUUUCCAUCUGCACCAUUCCAUUGCUGAGACAUUAAUCAGGAAUCAUCAAUUAUGAUGGGAAUUUAAUGUAGGUGGAAAAUGUCUGUUUUAAGCAUUUUGCUAGAAAUAAUAUACGAUCACCUAGAUGGUUUUGCCUUUGAAUUUUGUUGUAUUCUGUCUUUAGGUCUGAACUGCGUUUUAACAACCGAGGGAGAAUGCUUAUUUAACAGGGCAUCUGUGAUUAACUCUAGAAUGCCACGAUAAUUUGUUACAAUGAUCUUGAUGCCAUAUACAGUUUGAACAUGUAUGAAAUGUCUACUAUAAGAUCACAGUCUUCAAAAUUCAAAA
Elaeis guineensis (African oil palm) is the source of this 944-nucleotide messenger RNA. RefSeq lists its product as uncharacterized. The record is from RefSeq and is a predicted model, not a curated record. Gene Ontology annotation, cellular component: endoplasmic reticulum. Lineage: Eukaryota; Viridiplantae; Streptophyta; Magnoliopsida; Arecales; Arecaceae.